Panicum virgatum (switchgrass) is the source of this 1099-nucleotide messenger RNA. RefSeq lists its product as uncharacterized. The transcript has a single exon. The coding region runs from base 28 to 798 and encodes 256 amino acids. The record is from RefSeq and is a predicted model, not a curated record. NCBI's taxonomy places the organism in Eukaryota, Viridiplantae, Streptophyta, Magnoliopsida, Poales, Poaceae.
GCGGAUGUUUGGUUGGUGGACGAGGCCAUGGCGGGCGCCGUGCCGGGGAUCGUCGUCCUGGCGCUCGGCGCCGGGGCGUUGGGCGGGCCCGACGGGCUGCGCCUCCUGCUCGCGGUCGCCGGGCGGAACCCCGUCGCCGACAUCGCCAUCUGCCUCUUCGCGCUGACCGUCGCCACCGCCCAGAUUCGCGGCGCCGUGCUGCUCGCGCGCUUCGUCCGCAAGGCGCCCGCAGGAGCCGGCGCGGACCCCCUCGCCCUCACCACCCUGCUGCUGUCCCUCGCCGCGGCGUCGCUCGUCGCCGCGUGCCUCGUCGUCGCCCCCGGCGGCCUGGGCUCCGUCCGCCUGCUCGCCGACUCCGCCGCCAAGAACUACCCCAUCGGCGCCCUUGUCGUCAUCGCCGCCACGGCCGCGGCCUACCUCCUCCGCGUCUUCCGCGAGCGUUGGAAUGCGCGCGGCCGCGCCGCCACUGCUGAGCGCGACGCGACGGCACGCCACGCGCACGCGGAGCGCUUCGUCGGCCUGCCCCUCCUAGCCGUAGUCGCCGCCGCAGCAGCAGCCGCGGUCGGCGCGCGCGGAGGCCUCGACGCCCUGCGCCUCUCUCCCGGCUUUGCCGUCGCCGUCACCAUCGCUAUCGUCGUCGGCGCCACGCUGCGUGUCGUCCUCUUCUACCGCAGGACGCGCAACAAUGCCGCCGCCGUCGGUGGUGGCGGCGACGCUGCCCCUGCGCCCGGCGCCGCGCCACUGGCACGCGGCGCCUCGGCGAGCCAUCCUCCCUGGCCGCCGCUGUUAGCUGAAUAAGUCUGUCGUGCUUUUGCUAUUUAGCUUAGUUAGCUGCAUUUUACUCCAAUUCUUGUAAAAUGAGUCAGGCAUGCGGUGUAAAUAGGAAGCAUGAGGUGGUUGAGCCUGAGGCGUGCUCGUUCACGCCGGGCGCGUCCGCGUCGCGCGGCAUGAUCAGACGUGGGGGACGGCGCACGUCGAUUUCGGAUCAUGACGCGCGUCGGCCGGUGGCUCCCGUGGUCACCGUCAUGUUCUUUGUUUUCCCUAAUAAAAGGAAGAGAAAACCGAAAAGGCUGCAGCGCUCGCAGCGCAAAGUUUCGCA